GUCCCGCGAGGCUUGACCUUCCAGGUGGACCUGCCGCCUGGCACAGCGUCCGCCCGGGGAUACUUUUUGGAGAACUUUGGGGAUCAUUUCGUGGUCCCGGAUCUGGGUCCGAUUGGCAUCUCCGGCGGUUUGGCGCACCCGCGCCACUUCCUGGCCCCCAAG
Messenger RNA from Symbiodinium pilosum, 162 nucleotides. NCBI's taxonomy places the organism in Eukaryota, Dinophyceae, Suessiales, Symbiodiniaceae. The record is from the annotation of a GenBank genome assembly.